CUUCUUCGAUACUGUGUAUCUUUGCUGAGCAGGAAUCUCUUGUGUUAUUGUAAAAAGUCCUUGAAGCGCAUUCAAAUUGUUUAUUUAACAGAGGCAGAUGUACAAAAGGACUUAAACAAUUCAAAGAAAAGUGUGAGCUAGGACUGAGCCGCAGAUGAGAUGCAUUGGAUACAUUCAGUCUAUGUUUGAGACUGACCACACAGAAAUACACCUGCCAACAUUUCUAGUCAGUCGCUUUCUAGAGAUGCGACCUGAAGAAUGAAGAACAGAAGAAUGAAGAAGAAUAAAAGUGAAGACUCUCCAAGGGACUGUGUAGAUAAAACCACAAAAUCAUACAAAGCUGAUGAAGAUGCUGACCUCAAGAAUGGCAGUGACCAAAUAAAAAAAGAGAAAGCACUGACCAUCGGAUUCUUUCAGCUGUUCCGUUUUGCCACGUGGAAGGAGGUGCUGAUGAUGGUGGUUGGAAGCGUGUGCUCUCUGGUCCAUGGCGCCGCGUCUCCUCUCAUGCUGCUGGUGUAUGGCAUGAUGACCAACACCUUCGUGGACUAUGAGCUUGAGCUUCAGGAACUGGCCAACCCGAACAAAACCUGCAUUAAUAACACCAUCACCUGGAUGGGCGGGACUGUAGUUGAGUGGCCGGACAACAGCUCCAUGUACUGUGGUGUGGAUAUAGAGGCUGAAAUGACCAAGUUUGCAUUAUACUAUGCUGUAAUUGGAGUUGGAGUCCUUAUUCUGAGUUACUUUCAGAUCGCUCUCUGGGUUUCUGCUGCCGCCAGACAGAUACAACGCAUCCGGAAAAUGUACUUCAGGAAGAUAAUGUGCUCGGAGAUUGGCUGGUUUGACUGCAACUCCAUCGGGGAGCUGAACACAAGGAUAUCUGAUGACAUCAACAAAAUCAACAAUGCUAUGGCAGACCAGGUCUCUAUCUUCAUCGAGAGGAUCUCAACGUUCAUAUUUGGCUUCACGGUGGGAUUCAUCGGCGGAUGGAAGCUGACGCUGGUGGUGAUAGCAGUCAGUCCUCUCAUUGGACUGGCUGCAGGACUCAUGGCGAUGGCUGUAGCAAGGCUUACAGGUCGUGAGUUGACGGCCUAUGCUAAAGCAGGAGCAGUGGCUGAUGAAGUCCUUUCCUCCAUGAGAACGGUUGCCGCUUUUGGAGGAGAGCACAAGGAAACAGAGAGGUAUGACAGGAACCUCGUGGAGGCCCAGGAAUGGGGUAUUAAGAAGGGAGCAAUCAUUGGUGUGUUUCAGGGUUACCUUUGGUGCAUCAUAUUCUUGUGUUAUGCACUGGCUUUCUGGUACGGCUCAAAACUGGUCAUUGAAACCAAGGAGCUCUCGCCCGGCGACCUUGUUCAGGUAUUCUUUGGUGUUCUUAUGGGUGCCGUGAAUCUGGGCCAGGCCUCUCCUUGUCUUGAGGCCUUUGCUUCUGGUCGGGCCGCAGCCAAAAGUAUAUUUGACACUAUUGACAGGGAACCAGAAAUCGAUUGCUUCUCAGAAGAAGGUCAUGCGUUAGACAAAGUUAAAGGUGACAUUGAAUUCCACAGUGUUCACUUCAACUAUCCCUCCCGUCCGGAAGUGAAAAUAUUAGAUGAUUUGAAUUUUGUGGUCAAAGCUGGUGAGAACACUGCAUUUGUUGGACCAAGUGGAUCAGGAAAGAGCACAACAAUUCAACUCAUUCAGAGGUUCUACGACCCCAAAGAAGGAAUGGUCACGCUGGAUGGUCAAGACAUCAGAAGCCUGAAUAUCCAGUGGUUGCGUUCCCUCAUUGGUGUAGUGGAGCAAGAGCCUGUUCUGUUCGCCACCACGAUCGCGGAGAACAUCCGAUACGGCCGUCCUGGAGUCACCAUGGAGGAGAUCAUAGAAGCCACCAAACAAGCCAAUGCUUACAACUUCAUCAUGGAUCUUCCUCAGAAAUUUGACACAUUGGUGGGUGAAGGUGGGGGUCAGAUGAGUGGAGGGCAGAAACAGAGGAUCGCCAUUGCUCGAGCGCUGGUCAGGAAUCCCAGAAUCCUCCUGUUAGACAUGGCCACGUCAGCGCUGGAUAACGAGAGUGAGGCUCUAGUACAGGAGGCCUUGGAUAAGGCUCGACAGGGAAGAACGACUAUCAGCAUCGCACACCGUCUGUCCACCAUCCGCAACGCCGAUGUGAUCGUGGGCUUUAAGCAUGGACGUGCUGUAGAGAGAGGCACACACAGCCAGUUACUGGACAGAAAGGGAGUUUACUUCACACUAACCCUGCAGAAUCAAGGAAAGGAUACAGAGAGCGAUAAACCGGAGUACACUGCUGAGAUGACCAUUAUAGAGGAGGAGGGACUUGAGAAAGUAAGGAGCUUCAGCAGAGGAAGUUACGAGAGUACCUUAAGGCGAUCUUUGAGACAGCAAUCACAUUCUCAAAUGUUAAACAGCAUUCCUGAUGCCAUAUCUGGAAAAUUCAAAAUCCACUCGGACCAUUUAGAAACUGAGGAAGCUGAAGUAAACAACAAGAAAAGCAAUGGUAAAGAUGAAGAAGUCAUUGAACCGGCUCCAGUGGCACGAAUCCUGAAGUAUAACCGUCCCGAGUGGCCAUAUAUGCUGCUGGGCUCUUUAGGUGCUGCCAUCAAUGGAUCGGUCAACCCCAUCUAUGCUCUUUUAUUCAGUGAAAUCCUUGGGACAUUCUCCAUUCAAGACCUGGAUAAACAGAGGAUGCAGAUAAACAGGAUUUGUAUUUUGUUUGUCAGCAUAGGAGUCCUGAGCUUCUUUUCACAGUUCUUACAGGGCUACUCUUUUGCCAAAUCAGGAGAGCUGUUGACUCGCAGGCUGAGAAAGGAUGCAUUUCAGGCAAUGUUAAAGCAAGAGAUGGGCUGGUUCGACAGCCCCAUUAACAGUCCUGGUGCUCUGACUACCAGACUAGCCACUGACGCCUCCAUGGUGCAGGGGGCUACAGGCUCACAGAUCGGCAUGAUUGUGAAUUCACUGACCAACAUCGGUGCUUCUUUCAUUAUUGCAUAUUACUUCAGCUGGAAACUGAGUCUUGUGGUUACCUGCUUCCUUCCUCUCAUCGGCCUCUCUGGAGUCUUUCAGGCUAAAAUGCUGACAGGAUUUGCUAAUGAGGAUAAAAAUGCAUUGGAGGCUGCUGGACAGGUGUCCAGUGAAGCUCUGAGCAACAUCAGGACCAUCGCCGGUUUAUCCAAAGAGAAACACUUUGUGUCUCAAUAUGAGGAGCAGCUACAAGCACCUUAUAAAAGGGCAAAGAAGAAAGCUCAUGUUUAUGGGAUCUGUUUUGCAUUCGCCAAGUGUGUCAUUUUCAUGGCCUUCGCUUGCUCUUUUCGAUACGGCGGCUAUCUGGUCAGUAAUGAGGGGCUUCCAUAUAUGAUGGUGUUCAGAGUCAUUUCAGCUCUGGUGACCAGUGCCACCGCACUUGGCAGAGCUUCGUCUUUCACACCAGAUUACGCCAAGGCCAAGAUAGCUGCUUCACAACUCUUCAAACUGUUGGACAGGGUUCCCAAAAUUAGCAUCAGCAAAACAGAAGGAAAAAGUUGGAAUCCCUUUGAGGGCCAAAUAGAAUUCAAAGGGUGCAGGUUCACGUAUCCCAGCAGGCCAGACAUCCAGGUUUUGAGGGGACUGGAGGUGUCAGUACAUCCAGGACAGACGCUUGCUUUUGUGGGAAGCAGCGGCUGCGGGAAGAGCACCAGCGUUCAACUGCUGGAGCGAUUCUAUGACCCCGAUGAAGGUCAAGUGCUGAUCGAUGGACAUCCAUCUGCGAGCAUCAGCGUGCCCUUCCUGAGGUCUCAGAUUGGCAUCGUUUCCCAGGAGCCGGUGCUGUUCGACUGCAGUAUCGCAGAGAAUAUCCAGUAUGGAGAUAAUUCUCGUACCGUGAGCAUGGAGGAGAUUAUAGAGGCUGCUAAGAAGGCCUAUCUGCACGAUUUUGUGACGACACUACCUGAUAAAUAUGAAACUCAGGUCGGCGCUCAAGGCUCUCAAUUAUCCCGUGGACAGAAACAGCGCAUAGCGAUCGCAAGAGCCAUCGUCAGAAACCCUAAAAUCCUGCUGCUGGAUGAGGCCACGUCCGCACUCGAUACUGAGAGUGAGAAGGUUGUUCAGGCCGCACUUGAUGAGGCCCGUCAGGGACGCACGUGUAUCGUCAUUGCUCACAGGCUUUCCACCAUUCAGACUGCUGACAUCAUCGCAGUGAUGUCACAGGGCGUGCUCAUCGAGAAAGGGACCCACGAGGAGCUCAUGUCCAGGAAAGCUGCAUACUACAAGCUUGUCACCACAGGGGUGACUAUUAGUUAAAACAAAUAUAUAUAGAACAUUACUUCUGCAAUCGUUGGUUUGUCUGGUUUAGUCGGGCUGCUCAAACAAAUUACAUCCCAGUACAUUUGGUAAUGGAAUUAAUUGUUGAGGUAUUUUUUAUUUAUAUGUAUUUAUUGAUAAGUGGACGUUUAUUAUGUCUUGACAACAUCCUUUGAAUGUUUGAAUUAUACUUAUACUACGGUGGCCAAGAGAGCUCAAUGCAAAUUAAGAAAACACAUGCAAAUUGAAAAAACACCAGCAAAUGAAGAAAAAAUCUUCAUCAGUUUUGAUAACACAAGUGUUGCAAAUCCUCACAACACAUGCAAAUUAACAAAAGCACUGCAAAUCUUCACAAAACAUGCAAAUUAAGAAAUGCUGCAAAUCUUCACAAUACAUGCAAAUUAAAAAACGCGCUGUAAAUCCUCACAGCACAUGCAAAUUAAGAAACAAUUAAUGAAGCAUUGCACAUUUAUUUUGAUUAACCUUGAAAUUUACUUGAGGAUAUUAAAGUUCGCCAUCUUAUAAGUAAUAUUAAACUUUCACAGUUAAUCGUGUAAUUAUUCAGCUUAUUUAGGCUAAUAAUAUCCGAAAGGUAAAGGAAUCAUGCAAUCAGGGUGUUUAAAAAAAAAGAAAACUCACCUUUCAGGUCAUCAACAGCUCAAAUGAUUGUAGCCACUGCACAAUAAACAAAUACCAGCUGGAUCCGUGUUUUCUUAAUUUGCAUGUGUUGUGAGGAUUUUCAGUUGUUAAUUUGCAUGUGUUGUGAGGAUUUUCAGUUGUUAAUUUGCAUGUAUUGUGAAGAUUCGCAGCGCUUUUGUUAAUUUGCAUGUGUUGUGAGGAUUUGUUACACUUAUGUUGUCAAACUGAUGAAGAUGUUUUCUUCAUUUGCUGGUGUUUUUUCGAUUUGCAUGUGUUCUCUUAAAUUGCAGCACAUUGAGCUCUCGCGGCCACCGUAUUAUACAGGUCUGGUUAGUCAACCUGGAUCAACUGUUUUUUGUUUUUUUCAAGAAACUGAGCGAAAAUGUAUUGCAUAAAAAUGUGACAUCAUGCAAGUAUUUGUUUUGUACUAAAAGGUUGCAGAGAUUCGACUUGUUGUAGCAGCUGAAGAUAUGAUGUCCUUGAACUACACUGAUAAUAGAACGAGACUGAUAACAUGUUCAUAAUCACUGAUACAUUUACGCUCAGUCAUUGUUUAAUGUAGUGCCAUGUUUUGAUGUCUCACUUGCUGUCAUUCAAAUGUUACAGAUGAACAAUGUGUACAUAUUUAAAAAGUCCUUAAAAGACAGUAUGUAUUGUAAACAUAUUUGUCACUAGUUAUUUUGCCUUUCUUUGAGGAAAAAUUGUGCUCAUUUAGCUAAGCAACAAUACGUUUCUUCUCGCUUGUUUAUUUGUUCCACAGGGCUGAGAAGUCAUUAUUUUUGUUUUCUUCAUGUACAAAAAGUAUUGUCCUCACUUCAUAAAGUUACGGUUAAACCACUGAUGGC
Messenger RNA from Carassius gibelio (silver crucian carp), 5753 nucleotides. RefSeq names its product bile salt export pump-like. Gene Ontology annotation, cellular component: membrane. NCBI's taxonomy places the organism in Eukaryota, Metazoa, Chordata, Actinopteri, Cypriniformes, Cyprinidae. The record is from RefSeq and is a predicted model, not a curated record. Gene Ontology annotation, biological process: transmembrane transport. The transcript has 28 exons. Bases 259 to 4269 code for a protein of 1336 amino acids. Gene Ontology annotation, molecular function: ATP binding; ATP hydrolysis activity; ABC-type transporter activity.